AUGACCAAGGGUGGAGGAUUCGGCAACAACUGCUCGAGAUCUCUCCGUGCCCAGAAGCAUCCUCUGGCGACCUUCUUCGUUGAGGCGCACGACUUCGUUCAUAAUGCUGGAGCGAUCCUCUACCGUCGUGUCAAGGUUCCUGCACCGGCUGCAGAUGGCGCGGCGAUCCCACUGCCCCGGCUGCUGUGCCUGAUGACGCAGGACGCCCCCCGGCAUCUGUGGUACACACCCCUGGUUUGCGCGCUCUCGUCGACUCGUCUCAUGAGUGACUUCAUUCCUCCCCCUGCGCAGCGAAAUGUGACCCCUCUUGUCAUGCGCGUCUUCCCUCGCCAUGUGCAUGCUCGCGCUGCGCUGACCGAUCAGCAGCGUGAUAUCCUCACCUUGCACAGCCGCAGGACACACUCGCUCAAGUCGCAGGAUAGGGUCUUGCAGUCUACCAUCUUCGCUCAUUUUCCUGAGCGAGACCUGAGCCACUCUCCGAUGCGAGUCUCGAGCUACUACCCCCUCAAGGCCUUCCCGCACCGCUAUGCUCAGAUGCUCGACUGCUAUCUCCAUGGCAUGCCGAUCUGCCAGUGUCCGACGAAAUGUGAUGGAUGUCAGCGCGAGCUCGAUCCCUCCGUUGCUGCACAUCAUCUCCAGACCUGCAAACGCCGAUCCUCCAAGCUUCCCACGGCGCAAGACAACCUUACUCGUACGAUUCGGUCGAUGCUGAACGAAGCUGGUCUUCAGAGCGUCAUCGAUACAGUGGGGGAUCCUCGUUCUCGACGGCAGGUACCCUCCCAUCCUCAUGGCCGCAAGAUGAAGGGCGAUAUCCACAUCCCUGGAAUCCGCGAUCGAGGGUCCGAGCAGUACGAGGGCUUGAUGGCGGACGUGACGUUGGUCCACCCUUACAUUGGUAGCUCUGCCGACCUGACCAAGUGGGGGGAGGUCAACCUCGACGCCCUCCAUGUUGCAGCGUCUGAGAAAAUUCGCAAACAUCGCGCUGCAUAUGCUAUGACUACUCCUCCUCGAGCGUUCAUCCCUCUUGCCAUCUCGACGGACAGUACCCUGCAUCCUGACACCCUCCGCUUCAUCUGGUAUCUCGCGGACAUCAUUGCUCAGCGCUCAAUGCCUCUUGAGGAUGCGGCGUUUGGUCGGCACUUCGUGCCUGAUGACGGCCCUGCUGCUGAGGUCUUGGCUCGCAAACGCGCCGCCACCUAUCAGCGCCUCACCAUGCAGCUGACGCUGGAGGCGCUCUUGUCUGGUGCGAGGCGCAUGACGCCCUUGCGGGCGCAAGCACUUCUCGAGCCAGAGGACAGCUCCUCCUCGGACUUUGUCGAGUCGCCCGAGGAGUCUUCGCCGGAGGUCUCCGACUCCGAUGGGGAAACACGUCGAGUGGCUGCUUGUCUGCGCGGCUUCGCGCUUGGGCUGGCGAUGCCGCGUCUGGGUGCCAGCAGUGCUGCGAGAAGCUGCACAAACGACGUCACAGUGAGGGACGGAGACGCCUCGCCAGCUCCGCGCCGCCCAGACGCGGCAUCGCCAGCCCAAGCGCGAAGCCGCGCAGACAAGCAGCCUAAGGGUCAAGCAACAAGCAGCAGGAGCAUGCAGGAGGAAUAA
Molecule: messenger RNA, 1596 nt
Organism: Guillardia theta CCMP2712
Lineage: Eukaryota; Cryptophyceae; Pyrenomonadales; Geminigeraceae
Exons: 3
Coding region: 1-1596 (531 amino acids)
Source: RefSeq, a predicted model, not a curated record